Messenger RNA from Symbiodinium pilosum, 675 nucleotides. The record is from the annotation of a GenBank genome assembly. NCBI's taxonomy places the organism in Eukaryota, Dinophyceae, Suessiales, Symbiodiniaceae.
GCCUGCGGAUGCCAGUGUGCCUGUGCGGCGCAGCGAUAUCCUGGCACAUCUGCGCAGUGCCUGAGCAUCAUUCGCCAGUGCAAGUCCUCGAAGCGGCCGGAAAUGGCCAAGGCAGAGAAGGGCAGAAGUAUGGGCAUCAGCCAGGCCUUGCGAGACCUACACUACCCAGAGACCCGCUGCCUGUCCGUGGGCCAAGUGGACGUGGCACCGGCCAAGGAUACCGGGAAGCGGGCCCUCCUGGCACAGGCUCUGAGCGCGGCUACUGCACAGGAGAUGAUGGCCUUAAGCAGGGCGUGGCAGUUGAAGUCGGAAUCUGCAGAGAGUGAUCGGCGCCUAGAAGAGGGCGUGGCAAAGGCGCUGAAGCACAUCUGUCGGCGGGCCGAGAGGAGCUGCGUCCUCAAAGCUCUUCGGCAGCCGAUUGCCAGCGCCACAGAGAUUACGGGAGUUCUCUCCGAUGAGGAACUCGCUCUGGAAGCUCGCUGUACACAGCUGGAGUCAGAGCUGGAAGCCUCAAGCGACCGCCUGCAAUUCUUGGACACCGUUGAGGCCAAGGUGGACAUGCUGGUGUCCGAAUGGCAGCCGCACUCGCUGAAGGACCUGCUGCACAAUCUUUCGGAGGAGGUGGCAAGCGUCUCUGCGAUCCAGGAAGAAGGAACUGACCUCGGCGAAGGCUGA